CGCUACUGUUCUGUUCAUAACUAGCCAAUCAAAGAGCGAAAUACUGCGAAGAUUCAGCCAAUGGUGGCGCAACAUGGUCGGUGGUCUCUUCGCGACCGCGGACAGACACAAGCAAGUGGACCGCGUGGAAGGCGCCAGUCGUGUUUGACAACGGCGCUGUUCAUCAGCCUCGGUUUUCAUCGUUUGUUGCUGUUUGUUUGCAGCUGCAGGCUGAAGCGGGUCAAGACAACACAUCACACAGGCUGCAGUUAAAGUCAAAUAUGGCAGAAUUUCUCGCAGACCCUUCAGUUCUCACGAAAGAUAAGCUGAAGACUGAGCUCGCUGCCAACAAUGUGCCGCUACCCAGCGGGGAUCACAAAAAAGAAGUAUAUGUGCAGCUGUAUCUGAAGAACCUGACCGUGCUGAACAGCAAAAACAGUGCGUCUACAGAUACAUUCUCAAGCGAUGAAGAGUUACCAGCUCCCGUAGUGACCAACAGAAGUCGUUCCGGAAGAAAAGCCACCAAAAAAACAGACAAGCCUCGCACGGAAGAAGUUGAAUUGACGGAACUCACUGAUGAAGAUUUACGGCAACAGCUGGCAGCACAUGGCGUGGAUUCAGGACCCAUUGUUGCCUCAACUCGCAAAGUGUACGAGCAGAAGCUGCAGAAGCUCAUGGAGCAGCCUGCAGCUGAGCCCGAAGCGCCCACAGCUGUCACUGCGCUCCCCAAAGCGGAUAGCAACGGGAACUCCGACCAUUACAGUGACAAGGAAGACGAAGUGGUAGCAGCCCCUGAACCAGAGCCAGUUCCUGUGGUGGAGAAGGCAGUGAGGAGCAGAGGAAAAACCCCAGUAACUGUCAGGACUAGCAGCAGAAGACAAACCAAGCAGGUAGUGGAGGAAGUUGUUGUUGUAGAAGAAACCCCUAAGAAGGCCAGCAAGAGCAUUGUUGAAGACAUUUUAGCCAAUGAAAUUAGCACACCAACAGGCAUCAGUGCAACCUGCAGGCGUCCGAUCCGAGGAGCUGCCGGACGACCCAUUAAACCGAGUGAGUACUGGAUGACCGAGUCCCCCGUGCAGCGCAGUGUUCACACGGAGAGCCGCUCUUACUCCGAGUCUUUGGCCCGUCCGAGCGUGGCCGACACUUUGGGCAAACCCAAAACCGGGAGAGGUUUCCUGUCUGUGUUGCUUAAGCUCCUCCUCCUCGUUGUGGUGUGUGUAAGUUUGUACUACGCCUACGAGAAUGUGGAUGCAGAUCAGAUCGGUGCCCUCAAAGGUGUCGUGAACAACGUCGUCGUUCCGGUCCAGGGAUUUGUGGACAACGCAGUCGCCUACCUGGGCAUCACUGCUGAAACCGCUGGCAAGUAAAGACCUUCAGCAGCCCACGUGCUGUUUCCGUGCAACCUCUCUGCCACAGAAUGCAAACUGAAGCAGACAAAUUCACUCACCUUUUUAGCAACUCUCUCCCUGUACGGACAAAAGACCAAUUCAAUCGGAAUGCUCAGCUUUCAACUCCGGAACUCCCGUUUCUGGACAACACCGUUUUGUGGCAGAGACUUAUUUGGAUGUUGGUUUUAAUCUGUGAAGUUGUUUUUUUGUGUCCCCUUGUGUAUUUUAACCCUUGUCUGUAGAAAAACAAGUGAAGAAUGGAAAAGAUCUGUUUAUCCAUGCAUGAUUUGAUUUGAUUUUUUUUAAACGUACACUGUAGUUUCAAAUGCACCAUGCCGGGUCAUUUGCCUGGACACUGUCAGCACUUAGUGCUCGCCGUUUAUGAAGCACAAAUUAUUGUACAUCUCUUGUGAAUGUGUUUCUGUACAGACUUUAAAAUUUCCUUCUCUAGUCAUAGAUUAAUAUAGAUGGAACAAAACAUUUUUCUAUUGUGCUCAGGUGGAUUCAGCUCAACCUCCGUCAUGUGGCCUGUGCUGGUCAGGCCACAUCACAGCAUGGAGAUAAUCGGCUCAAGUUUAGGUCAAAUCUAAGCAACGUCGGGUUUUCUUCACCGACACGUUGCAGAAAUAUUCUCUCACGUAGAACCGGUGAUUCUGCUCACUCCGUAGCCUAGACGUGAGUUUUAACUGUUAAUGUUUAGACACAAACAUCUUUUUAUUUUUGUGCAAAUGGUUAACUGUUAGUAUUGAUUGAAGCGCCCCUCGAGGGAAAAAAAAAAAAAAAUUGAAGUUUUUGCUUAUGGUUUGGAUUUUUGUCCAGGAAGUGUCCAGUUUGCCCGUAUAAGUUUACAUGCUUUGAGUUGUAGUCCUCUGUUGUGUGUUCUUUUAUUGUCUCUUUCUAAUAGAUUUCAGAUCCUUCGGUCCUUGGAGAAGAACUGGCAGUUUGUAUUGCGCCCACAUCGCCCACAUCACUUGACUGACAAUGUGUCCACGCACAGCUCAGAACAAACUACAUUUUGUUGUCUCUUAAAUCUGAUGUCUGCCUGAUUAUAUUUCUACUUAGAAGAUGCCGUCGGUGUUUUUGCAUGGGGGUCCUGAGGGUCUCACCUGAGGUGACGUUUGCCGCGAGCACUGGGACAUCUCUGUUUCUAUUUUGAUAUUUUUCUAAAAAAGAAAUAAUAAGCUGUUAAAUCAUUUUUUCUUACAUAUUUUAAAGUUAAAUGCAAUAUGGAAAUCAUGCUAUCGACACCGUGUCUUCAUCUGACCAUUGCUUAAUACAAGUGAUCUAUCAGCAGGCAGCUAAAAAAAAAAAAGAAAAAAUAUGGACAUAAUCGACAAGGGUUAUGUGGGUAAGGAUUUUUAAUCUUUAUUUAUGAUGAUGUAGGCUGUGUAUCGACAAUAAAUUUGGUUGUUACCACA
Messenger RNA from Cynoglossus semilaevis (tongue sole), 2785 nucleotides. RefSeq names its product thymopoietin b (gene tmpob). The record is from RefSeq and is a predicted model, not a curated record. The coding region runs from base 261 to 1346 and encodes 361 amino acids. The transcript is spliced from 7 exons. Gene Ontology annotation, molecular function: DNA binding. NCBI's taxonomy places the organism in Eukaryota, Metazoa, Chordata, Actinopteri, Pleuronectiformes, Cynoglossidae.